AUGGCGGCAGAGGACGACCGCCCAGCGAAGCUGCGGCGGCUGUCCCGCCUUCGCGCGGAACUGCCAUUCAUGCAUUGUAAUGCGAUGGCGCAAUUCCUGGCGUCCGUUAAGCGAGACGGAAUCCCCGAAUUGGGAUCCCGACGCCAGGAUAUCAGAGACGCUCGGGAGCUCAUGGUCGGUGAGAACACGCCGCGCGGCAAGCUCCACCAGAACAUGAUAGUCGGGCAGCACGCGGUGGAGAUCUGCAGUCCAGCAGCAAUGCUGUGGUAUUGCAGCGCCCUCCCCGCGAUGCAGCCUCUGUGGCAGCGGGCGCUGGAGCUGCCACGCCCGUGGCACAUCAUCAUUUACGGCGAUGAAAUAGGCGCUGGCAACGCGCUGGCGCACGUGCAGAACCGCAAGUCCUGGGGCAUCUACUGGACGAUCGCGGAAUUCGGCCCGCAGGAUGCGUGGUUCCAGCUCGCGACGAUGCGGGCCAAGACCGCGAACGACAUCCAGCCGCGCGGACUGACGAUGCUACUGGACGCAAUCCUCGCGCAGUUCUGGCCUGAUCAGGGGCGCAACUUCAGCGCAGGCAUCAGCUUGCGGCUGCGCCCCGACGGCGCGACGGAGCUCAUCCAGAUGGACCUCGGAAUUUACAUGCAGCCGCUGCAGCGGUUGAUCGAAGGGGUCAACAUCGUGAGCAAGGGCGAGUUCCAGGAGUUGGAGCGCCGGCUUGGCUGGAACUGGGACCCCCAUUUGCCUGGGCGGGUUCGGAAACUCAAGCCGCUCGAGACAGUCAUGUUUGAUUGGAUGCAUUGUAGUUUCGUCAACGGUGCAUAUAACAUUCUGGUGUUCCAAAUGUUUCGAAGGUUGAAGGGUUACUGGGCGCGCGCAGACGCAUAUUUCCAGGACUGGUCGUUUCCAGGGUGCCACUCCAUCUCCCCCGACACGUGCGCGAUCUUCGGCGAGAAGCGCGUGAGGUCCCACGUUGACAGCAAGCAUUUCAAGUGUACCGCCAGCGAGGGGCUCACAACCAUGCAAGUGGCCAGCGACGCUGCAGCGCCUGCAGUCCGAUCGGCUUGCGCAGUGUUCGAGGCGCACACGAUCGUUGUGGAAGAAAUCCUACGAGUAUCCAGGCGUCAGGCAGACGCGGAUAAGCUGCAGGCUGCGGUUAACAGGUUUUUGCUGUCAUACAGCAGCGUCUUUGGCAAGGAAACGACGGCGCAGAAGUUCCAUUACCUGCGCCACUUCGCCAACUACGUGAGGCGUUGGGGCCAUGUGGCGCUGCCGUCGUGCUGGGUUUUGGAGCGCAAGCACAAGGCCAGCAAGCGCUUUGCGAACGCUCUUCAGGUGGGGGCCGCAGCCUCCAGCGGCUGGGACGCCAAUGUCCUGAAGAGCGUCACCGAGCGGCACCUGUGGCAGCUCAUGGAUGGCGACACCUUUAAGGUUAACUGCCUGGUUAACGCCACCAGGCCGUCCAAGGCCAUCUCGCGCGAACUGCUGCAGCAGUUCGGGCCUGCGGACUUUGUUACGUCCGCUGCAGCGCGGUGCCGCUACCACGACGUCAAAUACGGCGACGUCGUGCUGUUGGAGGACGGAGGAGGGGAACACAUUGCGGCCGAGGUGUUGAAACACCUCUCCUUCACCAAGAACGGCCACUACUAUGGCUUGAGCUUGGUCCUGCCCUACUUCUUCAAGGAGAAGCUGCACCCGCGCGCCUCCGCGCACGUGCUUGGCGGCGAUGCCGACGCCUUUUGGGCGCACACGGCGAGCAUCGUGUGCUCGCUCGCGUGGGCGCCGCGCGAGGGCGGCGGCAUCC
Prorocentrum cordatum is the source of this 1798-nucleotide messenger RNA. Lineage: Eukaryota; Dinophyceae; Prorocentrales; Prorocentraceae. The record is from the annotation of a GenBank genome assembly.